Medicago truncatula (barrel medic) is the source of this 1117-nucleotide messenger RNA. Its product is annotated as BRI1 kinase inhibitor 1. Gene Ontology annotation, cellular component: plasma membrane. Gene Ontology annotation, molecular function: kinase inhibitor activity. The record is from RefSeq and is a predicted model, not a curated record. NCBI's taxonomy places the organism in Eukaryota, Viridiplantae, Streptophyta, Magnoliopsida, Fabales, Fabaceae. The transcript has 2 exons. Bases 183 to 950 code for a protein of 255 amino acids.
UCUCUUUCUUUUCCCACUUUUAGAUUCCUUUAUCCCUUUGUUGUUAACAUUCAUAUAUAAAUACACAAAGAAGAAAAAAAAUCACAAAUCCCUUCUCUAUAGCCACUCAUAGAAAAUACCAUAUAGUUCAAUAAUUUCAUAUCAUCAAAUCUUAAUAGUCUCUUCAAGAAAACCUUACUAUUAUGGAAAAACAAAUUGAAGUAGAAAAUCAACAACAAAAACCAUCACAACCAUGUUCACACCAAAAUUCACAAUCCUCUUCCCCUACUCAUGAUUUUUCCUUCACAAUUUCACACAACUCUUUCAACACAACAUUCCCUAAUAAUCACAAUAAGUCCAAAUUAUCUUCACAUAAUUCCUUUACAGCACUUGAUUUAUCUCCAGCUGAUGAUAUUUUUUUCCAUGGUCAUUUACUUCCUCUCCAAAUCCUCUCACACUUCCCUUCAUCGAUAUCGCCUCGCUCUUCGACAAAUUCAAUGGACAGUUUUACUCUCCCUAUAAGAGAAUUAUUCUCAGAAGAUGAUGAUGAAAAUCUCCCCACAAAAGACAUUAGCAGCAGCAACAAUAGUAGCAAAAGUGAAAACAGCAGCAAAAAUAUAGAAUCAUCAAAAAAGGUAGAGGUGAAAAAGUACUUAAGAAAGGUGAAGCCACUUUUCAAAAGAGAGAAAAUUAGAGAACAAAAAAAAUCUUAUUCUUAUUCAGGAAAAAAUGUAACACCUAGAACUAGAAAUAAACAAGAAUUGAUGAAAGGUUGGAGUAUGAAAUUAGGACAAUAUUAUUCAGCACCAGCAUCAAUGAGAACUUCUCCAACAAAUAGUGGUGUUCUUUUUGCUACUACACCUCUUCCUCCACCUAGUGAUAGUAGUAUGGAAGAGUUACAAGCUGCUAUUCAAUCUGCAAUUGCUCAUUGCAAAAAUUCAUAUUCAAAAGAAGAGAAACUCAAUUGCUGAUUUCAUGAGUCUUCCUAGAGAUUAUUAUUAUUUUUGUCCCUAGGAUUAUAAUUUCCUUAAUUAUGUGAUAUUUAAAUUAUUGUGUACAUAAAAAUGUGUUAUCAUAUAUCAUUUUGUAGACCAACUUGUAUUUAUUUAAUUAUUUUAAUAUAUAUAGUAUUUAUGAA